Molecule: messenger RNA, 969 nt
Organism: Coffea arabica (coffee)
Lineage: Eukaryota; Viridiplantae; Streptophyta; Magnoliopsida; Gentianales; Rubiaceae
Product: beta-1,3-galactosyltransferase GALT1-like
Cellular component (GO): Golgi membrane
Molecular function (GO): UDP-galactose:N-glycan beta-1,3-galactosyltransferase activity
Source: RefSeq, a predicted model, not a curated record
AUGACAACAUACAUGUUUCCAUAUUAUGUUCCUCAAACCAAUCAAUCUAUGUAUAAUUUUAUACAACUGAAGAGAGAAAGGCCAGUAAGCAAUUUUCAAACUUCUCCUAGAGCAAGUAUAAAGAGAACUUGUACAAAUGCAUAUGCUCAGUUCAUUUCUAUUUUAAAAUCUCAUCUAGUUCAGCCUAAUGCUGCUUGUCAAGCAGCUACAUCUCUUUGCAUGAAUGCAGUUAUAACUCUACUUAUCAACAAUUUUAAACGCAGAAUGGCUGUUCGAAGAACAUGGAUGCAGUAUGGUCCUGUGAGGUCUGGAACGAUUGCAGUUCGUUUUUUUGUUGGUCUGCAUAAAAACCAGGUGGUGAAUGAGGAGCUAUGGAAUGAGGCGAAAACUUAUGGUGACAUCCAACUGAUGCCAUUUGUUGACUACUAUAGCCUUAUCACAUGGAAGACUCUAGCUAUAUGUGUAUUUGGGACACAGGUAGUUUCAGCAAAAUUUGUCAUGAAGACAGACGAUGAUGCAUUUGUUCGGGUGGAUGAAAUUUUGGCCUCCUUGAAUAGGAUUAAUGUGAGCUGUGGUUUGCUUUAUGGGCUCAUUAAUUCUGAUUCACAUCCUCAUCGAAGUCCUGAUAGCAAGUGGUACAUUAGUCCUGAAGAAUGGCCAGAUGACUCCUAUCCUCCUUGGGCACAUGGUCCUGGAUAUGUUGUAUCAAAUGAUAUAGCACAGGCAAUCUACAAGAGAUACAGAAAAGGCCAACUUAAGAUGUUCAAGCUAGAGGAUGUGGCUAUGGGAAUUUGGAUUUCAGAUAUGAAGAAGCAAGGUUUGGAAGUAAAAUAUGAGACAGAUGAGAGGAUCUUCAAUGUGGGAUGCAGAGAUGGCUAUGUAAUUGCCCACUAUCAAGGUCCUCGAGAAAUGCUUUGUCUUUGGCAGAAGCUUCGGGAGGCAAAACGUGCCAACUGCUGUGGCGAUUAG